Messenger RNA from Musa acuminata AAA Group (dessert banana), 1450 nucleotides. RefSeq names its product mitochondrial thiamine diphosphate carrier 2-like. NCBI's taxonomy places the organism in Eukaryota, Viridiplantae, Streptophyta, Magnoliopsida, Zingiberales, Musaceae. The record is from RefSeq and is a predicted model, not a curated record. The coding region runs from base 110 to 1105 and encodes 331 amino acids. The transcript is spliced from 7 exons. Gene Ontology annotation, molecular function: thiamine transmembrane transporter activity. Gene Ontology annotation, biological process: thiamine pyrophosphate transmembrane transport. Gene Ontology annotation, cellular component: mitochondrial inner membrane.
GCAUAGAAGGAAGGAGUCAGAGAAUUGGUCCAAAACAACGCGCUCCAUCAAUCUGUUCUUUCCGUGAACUCCCGACUCUCUUGCGUGGGGGAUAGCCUUCUCUUCGCGGAUGGACGAGCCGGGGUCGCUGAGGCGGGCGCUGAUCGAUUCCCUGGCCGGAGCCAUCUCUGGUGGGAUCAGCCGGACGGUGACUUCCCCGUUGGACGUUAUCAAGAUUAGGUUCCAGGUUCAGUUAGAGCCAACAUCCUCAUGGGCACUACUACAUAGGGAUUCAUAUGGGUCCUCAAAAUAUACUGGAAUUUUGCAAUCUUCUAAAGUCAUUUUACGAGAGGAAGGUUUGACGGGCUUUUGGAGAGGGAAUGUUCCAGCUCUGCUAUUGUACAUGCCUUAUACUGCUAUACAAUUCACAGUACUGCACAAAUUGAAAACUAUUGCAGCAGGUUCAUCCAAGGCAGAGGAUCACUUGAAGUUGAGUCCUUAUUUGCCUUACUUGAGUGGGGCAUUAGCGGGAUUUGCAGCCACAAUAGGAUCAUAUCCUUUCGAUCUUCUAAGAACCAUUUUAGCAUCACAGGGUGAGCCGAAGGUCUAUUCCACCAUGAGAUCUGCUUUUCUUGACAUAAUCAGAACUCGUGGUAUACGGGGAUUAUAUGCCGGAUUAUCGCCUACACUUGUUGAAAUUAUUCCUUAUGCCGGCCUGCAGAUUGGAUCAUUUGACACUUUCAAGAGAUGGAUGAUGGCAUGGAAUAGAUACAGAUUUUCCAAUAUUAACCCAGUGAGGCGAGAUGACUCUCCUUCUAGCUUCCAGUUAUUUCUAUGUGGGUUGGCAGCUGGAGCAUGCGCCAAAGUCAUAUGUCACCCUCUUGAUGUGGUCAAAAAGAGAUUCCAGAUUGAAGGUCUACAGAGACAUCCGAAGUAUGGGGCACGAGUAGAGAACCACAGAUACAAGAAUAUGUACCAUGCCCUACAACAGAUCCUACGUUCCGAAGGUUGGCAUGGUCUCUACAAAGGCAUCUUCCCCUCAUUAAUAAAAUCUGCUCCAGCUAGUGCUGUCACAUUUGUCUCAUACGAGUACACCUCACGAUGGUUGGAGUCCCUACUCCCUUGAGGAACAUCGAUAAUUGAUUGGUUUAUUGGUUCCAUACAGCAAUUUCUUUUUCCCUUUUAUCCAACUGAGGUUUUGGUGCAUCAGGUGAGUUUUUGCAAGCCCAUGCAAUCUCGAAGCAGGAUUAGGAUGCUCAUUCAUUCUUACAUUUGCUGUAACAAGCCCCUGUCUUUUGUAAUAUAAAUAAAUCACCAGGGCAAAAUGACAUAGCUCUGUGACUUUUCCCCGCAGGAUAGAUGAUGUGUUCAUCUCUGAACACGAGGGAAGUGUGAAUUUUGGUUCCUGUGUUUUAAGAAACACACUGGAUUAUGUUUAUACCCGGAUGAUCAUCAUUGAUCUUACGCAUCC